Messenger RNA from Acanthosepion pharaonis, 582 nucleotides. The record is from the annotation of a GenBank genome assembly. NCBI's taxonomy places the organism in Eukaryota, Metazoa, Mollusca, Cephalopoda, Sepiida, Sepiidae.
AUGAUGCAUCCUCGUUUGCUUUUUUUUUCUUCUUUUCUUUUCUCUUCUUCAUUUCUUUUGUCCAUUUCUUUUUUACCCCGCUUUUUUCUGCUUUUCAUUUCUUUUCUCUAUCUAUCUAUCUAUCUAUCUAUCUGUCUGUCUGUCUGUCUGUCUGAUUUUGUUCAUAUCUAUCUACGUUCAUAUAUAUCUAUCAAUUUCAUUCAGUCUAUUCAUAUCUAUCUAUCUAUCUAUCUAUCUAUCUAUCUUAUUCUGUUCAUAUCUAUCCGUCUCAUUCUUCUAUUCAUAUCUAUCUAUCUAUCUCUAUCUAUCUCUCUCUUUCUCUCUCUCUAUCUUAUUCUGUUUAUAUCUAUCUAUCUAUCUAUCUAUCUGUUUGUCUCAUUCUGUUCAUAUCUAUCUGUAUUCAUAUAUAUCUAUCAAUCUCAUUCUGUUUAUAUCUAUCUAUCUAUCUAUCUAUCUAUCUAUCUAUCUUCAUAUCUACUAAGAAAAGUCAUAUCUACCUCUGCCUUUCCUCCAUUCAUCCUCUCUCCCUCUCUGUCUCUCUCUCUCUCACACACUCACUCUCUCUCUCUUUUACCCUUGUAA